This is a messenger RNA of Zasmidium cellare ATCC 36951, 1269 nucleotides long. RefSeq lists its product as uncharacterized. NCBI's taxonomy places the organism in Eukaryota, Fungi, Ascomycota, Dothideomycetes, Mycosphaerellales, Mycosphaerellaceae. Bases 1 to 1269 code for a protein of 422 amino acids. The transcript has 4 exons. Gene Ontology annotation, cellular component: fungal-type vacuole membrane. Gene Ontology annotation, biological process: transmembrane transport. The record is from RefSeq and is a predicted model, not a curated record. Gene Ontology annotation, molecular function: transmembrane transporter activity.
AUGGAGGCUGGCUCAGAACCCAGUGAAAGUAUUCAUGAUGAGAAGCAAGUCGACGCAUCUGCGGAGAGCCAGCUUAGCGCGCAGGAGGAAAAGGCCGCAUCUGAGUUCAAUUUUCGUUCCAUCGGGGUACUCUGCGCUGGUUCACUGGGUCUGUUUGUCACCGUGGGCUUCAUGAAUGCCUAUGGAGUCUUUCAGCAAUACUAUACCGCUCACUACCUUCCAAAUGAAUCCAACUUCCAAAUCUCCUGGAUCGGCUCCUUCGCCAGCUUUGCAUGCUUUGCCUUCGCAGCUCCAGCAGGCUUCUUAACCGAUCGAACUGGUCCUACAGUUCCUAUAGCGAUCGGCUCAGUCUGUGAGAUCGUCGCAGUCUUCAUGGUAUCUCUGUCCAGGAAAUACUACCAAUUUUUCCUCAGCCAAGGAGUCCUACUCGGUAUUGGGAUGUCAAUGAUCGCUAUUCCCGUUACGGUAGUCAUUCCCAUGCAUUUCAAGAAGCAUCGAGCACUGGCGCAAGGCUGUACGAUUGCGGGAUCCUCACUCGGCGGCGUCAUCUGGCCCAUCGCCCUCGAUCAACUGCUGAACAAAGACGGCAUUAGCUUCGGAUGGUCAUUGCGGAUUGUGGGAUUCACUAUGAUCCCGCUGUGUGCCGUGGUCAUUCUUUGCACUCAAAAGCCACAAAAAAAGAAGAAAGAUCUUUCUGGUCUCAAACACCCCUCCUACAUUUUACUCUGCGCAGGACUGGCCUUCUCCUUCUUCGGCUUUUUCUCUCCGCUAUUCUUCGUUACGACAUAUGGCGUCAGUCUCGGAAUCUCAGAAAGCACAUCGUUCUACCUCCUGUCCGCCCUGAACGCUGCCUCACUCUUCGGCCGUAUCCUCCCUGGAAUCGUCGCAGACAAACUCGGACCAUUCAAUGUCCUAGUCUGUGCUACCUUCGGCAGUGCGAUUGUCACGUUCUGCUGGACUGCAGCCACCAGCCUCGCUGGCUUGAUCGUCUGGUCCAUUGCGUAUGGAUUCAUUUCUGGGGCGAUCUUGAGCUUACAACUCGUCUGCGCGACGACGCUCACGACGGACGAAUCCCAUGGAGCCGGUGUGGGGAUGGUUAUGGCGUCGGUGAGUUUGACGGGAUUGUUUGGAACACCGAUCGCAGGCGAGCUGGUGAAGGGUGGAUAUCUCGCGCUGAGUUGCUUUGCAGCGGCGACGUUGCUUGUGGGCGGAGUGUUGUUGGGAUUGGCGAGGUUGGCGAAGGACAAGAGGCUGCUUGUGAAAGUGUAA